UUUUCGAUUCCUGUCAACCGGGUCGGCGCGCGGUUAUCUAGGCAACCACUUGUUGGUCGUGAAGACAUCCGAUUGUCAAGCUGCAUUGUUUGUCUUAAAUUCGUGUCGUUGAAUUGCCAGCGCAGUCAACUUUGCAUUGUGAUCCCAAGUUUCGUACAACCAAAGUUGCAUUUUCCAAGGUGUUACCGUAAUAUUAAAGAUGUGUGAUGACUCUUGGGUUCUUCGUUCUAACAUCUCCGACCAAGACACUCUAAUUCAUUUGGCGAAGCUCGCAGAGCAAGCUGAGAGAUUCCAAGAUAUGGCAAGUGCUAUGAAGAAAGUUACUGAGUUAUCAAAAGAACUGAGUAACGAAGAAAGAAACUUGCUUUCGGUUGCUUACAAAAAUGUGGUUGGUUCUCGCAGAUCCUCCUGGCGUGUUAUUUCAAGCAUAGAGCAGAAACUGGAUGGCAAUAAAAGGAAACAAGCUGAAGAGUAUCGUAAGGUUAUCGAGAACGAAUUAGAUGCUGUAUGCAAAGAAGUCAUUGAUAUAUUAAACAAACAUCUUGUCGAUAAUGAGAAAACUUGUGAAGGCAUCGUUUUUUACAAAAAGAUGAAGGGCGAUUACUAUAGGUAUUUAGCUGAAGUCAAAACUGGUGAUGAACGUGCUGAAGCCGUAGUGCAGUCUGAUGAAGCCUAUAGGGAAGCGACAGAAGCGGCAGUUAAAGAUCUACCUCCAACUCAUCCAAUACGCUUGGGUUUAGCCCUCAACUAUUCUGUAUUUUACUACGAAAUCGAAAACAAUCCGGAUAAAGCAUGCCGCCUUGCUAGAGCCGCGUUCGAUGACGCAGUUGCACAGUUAGGCCAGGUAUCAGUGGAGAGUGAAUCCUACAAGGAUAGUACGUUGGUGAUGCAGCUGCUUCGUGACAAUUUAACUUUGUGGACAUCUGAACAAGAAGGUGUGCAGUAAUGCUCUGGUCCAUAUUCAUGCUGUUUUACGCUUGAACGUAGCGCCGAAAUUGCUCUCCAUACCUUUUCAUUAAUGUGUGAUCAAAUUUAGUGGACACUACAAAAUUUUAGUCUCAAAAUACCUCCGUUGAACAUGUGUGAUAAUUGUCGUCAUUAUAUCUUUUGAUGCACUAAUUUCGAUGACUAUUUGCGUCAGACUUAACUGUAAAAUCUUUCCUGUUUAUGUUCAUGCCUGAUAGUUCAACUGGGAAGGAUAACUACUUUUGUCAAAUAAACCAUAUAUCUGUCGAGUCUAGAUUUCACGUGAUUCCUGUCUAAAAAUGUUAUUGUAGCCAUUUAAUUAAAUCAUUUUAAAUUCAAAUACUCUUCAUAUAACGCCAUUUGUAAAAGCUUUUCAUGAGGGCUUGGUGGUUUCGGUUCACGUUAUUGUUUGAAUCACACUUCCUGCGAAACACACCUGUUUUCAGUAUAUUAACUGCCUUUGUAUCCUUAAUUAUCAAUGUUAGGUCUAUCUAGUGUGAUAUCAGGCAAAAUAAAUCAUUUGUCGAAAUUAGUCACAGAACCUUUAUAAAAUGGACUCAGUGAUCGUUUCAUUUUAAGGUGUAAGCGUGAAAGCGAGGUUAUGCUGGUUAUUGAUUUAAGGUUCUGGCGAACUUAUUAUGAGUUCAUACAAAUUUGAUGUUAUUGCCAAACCCG
This is a messenger RNA of Heterobilharzia americana, 1641 nucleotides long. The record is from the annotation of a GenBank genome assembly. Lineage: Eukaryota; Metazoa; Platyhelminthes; Trematoda; Strigeidida; Schistosomatidae.